UUCCUUGGCAUUGAGGUUCAGCGCACGCAAGAUUCUAUACUUCUCCAUCAAUCCAAAUAUGCCCGUGAUCUUCUACGCCGAGCUGGGAUGUCCGACUGUCAUCCGGCUAUUACUCCUAUGGCUACGAGACCUAUCACUAAGCCUUUGUUGCCUUUCAAGGAUAUUUCUCAUUUUCGGAGCAUUGUUGGCGGUUUACAUUACUUGGCUGUCACUCGUCCAGACAUUCACAUAAUAUUGGUUGGAUAUUUAUUGGGUGUUAUUAUUAUGUGUGGGAGGGUUUAUGAUAAACUCCGUUGGAUACCCCCGCAGCAAUGGACUCCCCCGGCAACCCAAAAAGAGGGCUCCUUUUCACCCGAGAUUCCCGCGGCUCCCUCGAAGUCUUCAACCCAUCCACUUACUCCACUCGCACCAAUAACCCCGUUUUCCAGCCGUCGUGGAACGCCUGGGACGACUCCCCUCCGCCGCCGCCGCCGCCGGCGGCGGUCACCGUCGGCGAAUCGCCGCCAGUCCUGCCGAAGCUCGGCCAGCUCUUCUCCAGCUCGUCCGGAAGGGCUGAUGAAAUCGCCUCCUGGAUGGCCAUCAAGGAGCCGGCUCCGGCGGGGGAGGAAGUCGGCGCCGCCGCGCAGAGGGCGGCGGAGUGGGGGCUCGUCCUCAAGACCGACGACGAGACCGGGAAGCCCCAAGGCGUCAAAGUCAGAACUUCGGGCGACGAGCCGCCGAAAAGUGUCUCCGGGGCCUCUGCCCGGAGCUCCGGCGAUUCGUACUACGAAGGGACCGCCGGGAAAGAGAAGGGAAUCCCGAGAAUCUCGGAGGAUCUGAGGGACGCCUUGUCGGCAUUCCAACAAACAUUUGUUGUGUCGGACGCGACCAAACCCGAUUACCCGAUUAUGUACGCCAGCGCCGGGUUCUUCAAGAUGACCGGCUACACCUCCAAGGAAGUCAUCGGCCGGAACUGUCGGUUCAUGCAGGGUUCGGGUACGGAUCCGGGGGAUGUGGCGAAGAUCCGAGAAACAUUGGAAUCGGGUUCAAGUUAUUGCGGGAGAUUACUGAAUUACAAGAAAGAUGGCACUCCCUUUUGGAAUCUGCUUACCAUUGCGCCCAUCAAGGAUGAAACUGGCAAAGUGCUUAAAUUUAUUGGGAUGCAAGUGGAGGUUAGCAAGCACACGGAAGGAUUAAAGGAAAAAGUGGUCCGUCCAAAUGGGCUUCCCGAGUCAUUGAUCCGUUACGACGCUCGUCAGAAGGAAGCGGCGACGAGCACAGUGGUCGAUCUAGUGGAGGCGGUGAAGAAACCGUCCCGCGCUAGGGCGCUCAGCGAGUCCACUAACCGCCGUCCUUUCAUCCGGAAGUCCGCCGGCGGCAGCGAAAAGGAACGUUCCGCCGCGAUUCAGUACAAUGGGAGCUCGAAUUACAACGCUCCGCCGGCCAGACGCCACUCCCAUGCCGGCACCCGAUCCUCCCUGAAGAUGGACAAGAUCAGUGAAGUUCCCGAGAAGAAGCCUAAAAAAUCCGGCGGUCCCUCCUUCAUGAGAGUGUUAAGGAAAUCUCGUCAGAGCAGUGACGAUGAUGAUGUAUUCGAGGGGAAUUUCACCAUGGACGAGGAUGAAGAUGAGGGUUUCGCGAGCGACGAUGACGGCGAUGCUCGGCCGGACAGCGUCGACGACAAAGUGAGGAGGAAGGAGAUGAGAAAGGGUAUCGACUUGGCCACCACGCUCGAGCGUAUCGAGAAGAACUUCGUCAUCACCGAUCCAAGGCUGCCUGAUAAUCCCAUUAUAUUUGCAUCGGACAGUUUCCUGGAGCUCACUGAGUACAGUCGUGAAGAAAUUUUGGGAAGAAAUUGCAGGUUUCUUCAAGGACCCGAAACCGACCCGGCUACUGUAAGGAAAAUCAGAGAAGCAAUUGAUACACAGACAGAUGUCACCGUUCAGCUCAUCAACUACACGAAGACUGGGAAGAAGUUCUGGAACUUGUUCCAUCUACAGCCAAUGCGCGACCAAAGGGGAGAGGUGCAAUACUUCAUUGGAGUGCAAUUGGACGGAAGCCAACAUGUAGAGCCGCAUCGCAACUGCAUUCCUGAAGACAAGGCCAAUGAGGGUGUUCACCUGGUGAAAACAGCAGCUGAAAACAUCGAUGAAGCAGUCAGAGAACUUCCAGAUGCCAAUCUGAAACCUGAGGAUUUGUGGAUGAAUCAUUCAAAGGCAGUUCACGCAAAGCCUCACAGGAAGGGAACCUCAUCUUGGAAAGCUAUUCAAAAGAUUCUUGACAGUGGAGAAAAACUAGGCCUGAAGCAUUUCAAACCAGUAAAACCAUUAGGAUCUGGUGAUACUGGCAGUGUGCACUUAGUGGAAUUGUGUGAAACUGGUCAAUAUUUUGCUAUGAAAGCUAUGGAUAAGAAUGUGAUGCUCAAUCGAAACAAGGUUCACAGGGCUUGUGCGGAAAGAGAAAUCCUGGACAUGUUAGACCAUCCAUUUCUUCCUGCACUAUAUGCUUCAUUUCAGACCAAAACUCAUGUUUGUCUAAUAACUGAUUACUGUUCUGGUGGCGAGCUAUUCCUCCUCUUGGAUAGACAACCAACAAAAGUGUUGGAGGAGGAUGCCGUAAGAUUCUAUGCUGCAGAAGUUGUAGUAGCGCUAGAAUAUCUUCACUGUCAAGGUAUAAUUUAUAGAGACUUAAAGCCUGAAAACAUUUUAAUCCAAAGCAGCGGCCACAUAGCGUUGACUGAUUUUGAUUUGUCAUGCUUAACAUCCUGCAAGCCACAGCUUCUAGUUCGUGAAGCCAAUGAGAAGAAAAAGCAUAAAAAAGGACAACGGGAUCCAAUAUUCAUGGCUGAGCCAAUGCGUGCUUCAAAUUCUUUUGUUGGAACUGAAGAAUAUAUAGCUCCGGAAAUCAUAACUGGAGCAGGCCAUACCAGUGCAGUGGACUGGUGGGCUCUUGGCAUUCUUCUAUAUGAAAUGCUUUAUGGAUAUACACCAUUCAGAGGCAAGACCAGACAAAAGACAUUUGCCAACAUUCUGCACAAGGACCUCAAAUUUCCAGGAAGUAUACAAGUUAGUCUGCCAGCCAAGCAGCUAAUUUACAGAUUGCUGCACAGAGAUCCUAAAAACAGGUUGGGAUCACGCGAAGGAGCAAACGAGAUCAAGCGACAUCCGUUCUUCAAAGGAGUAAAUUGGGCUUUAGUCCGAUGCAUGAGUCCUCCAAAGCUCGAUGCUUCUCAUUUUGGAGCAAGUGCAGACGAGAAAGACGAAAAAACUGACCCUGGAAUGGAGGACUUAGCAGCAAAUAUCUUCUAAAAAGGCAGAGGGAAGCCCGAUACAGAUGACCGGCUCAUUCCUGAUCAAUGCAAACAAGGUUAGGGAUGACGAUCGAUGAGAAAGAAAGUCAAGAGCAAAUCUGCAGUUUUACUUUUGUCAAUUUUUAUUUUGCUUUGGCAUUUGUAAAGGAAAUCACACUAUUCUUAAUUGGUGUUAAUGGUGUUUCCCCUUUCCCACUUUGAUGUUCUUACAACGUGUAAUUGUGUACCAUGUUGUUUGUAUUCAUGUACUGCAUUUCAACUACUUUCAAGUUAAAAUUAACCUACCCCAUUCUC
Messenger RNA from Cuscuta campestris, 3583 nucleotides. Lineage: Eukaryota; Viridiplantae; Streptophyta; Magnoliopsida; Solanales; Convolvulaceae. The record is from the annotation of a GenBank genome assembly.